Messenger RNA from Arvicanthis niloticus (Nile rat), 777 nucleotides. It is a transcript of the gene Vamp8, whose product is annotated as vesicle associated membrane protein 8. Gene Ontology annotation, cellular component: membrane. The record is from RefSeq and is a predicted model, not a curated record. Gene Ontology annotation, biological process: vesicle-mediated transport. Lineage: Eukaryota; Metazoa; Chordata; Mammalia; Rodentia; Muridae.
GGACGACGGCAGCAGAGGGCGGCCGCCUACCUGGAGAAACCUGCAGUUACGUGUAGUAGGAGCCGGAGCGGCUGGAGUCGCGGGAUGGGCAGGAGGCGGGCAGAAAGUUGGAGUAAGCAGGAAGUGAAGCCUUGGGUGGAAACAGACUAAGCGAAGUUCUGCUUUGAGAGGCCCAAGUGCUCCGAGACAUGGACGAGGACAGUGGGAGUGUCGGAAAUGACCGAGUCAGGAACCUGCAGAGUGAGGUGGAGGGAGUCAAGAAUAUUAUGACCCAGAAUGUGGAGCGGAUCUUGGCCCGUGGGGAGAACCUGGACCACCUUCGAAACAAGACAGAGGACUUGGAAGCCACGUCUGAACACUUCAAGACAACGUCCCAGAAGGUGGCCCGGAAGUUCUGGUGGAAGAAUGUGAAGAUGAUUGUCAUCAUCUGUGUGAUUGUCCUUAUCAUCGUCAUCCUCAUUAUACUCUUUGCCACUGGCACCAUCCCCACUUAAGAGUCCCUUUCAUCCCACCCUACUCUUCAGGGGUGACCCACCCUAAUGUGUGCCAAGAGAGACCCUCUCCUGUCCUCCUCCACAGCAGUGCUGCUCCGUCCCCAUGAGGGCCUUCUGCUGUAUCAUAUACCCAAGAAGCACCUUGAUUCCCUGGGAGGAGACAGCUGGACUGUGGCUGCAUCUCAUGGUCCUGAGACUGGGUUAGAGAGACCCAGAGGACCCUGUUUGUGGCUGGAAAACUGAUGGUGAAUGGUGGGCAAUAAAGACCUCUUGGUAUCCCUAA